Messenger RNA from Rhododendron vialii, 2124 nucleotides. RefSeq lists its product as uncharacterized. The transcript has 4 exons. Bases 192 to 1898 code for a protein of 568 amino acids. Gene Ontology annotation, biological process: oxidative RNA demethylation. Gene Ontology annotation, molecular function: broad specificity oxidative DNA demethylase activity; ferrous iron binding; oxidative RNA demethylase activity. NCBI's taxonomy places the organism in Eukaryota, Viridiplantae, Streptophyta, Magnoliopsida, Ericales, Ericaceae. The record is from RefSeq and is a predicted model, not a curated record. Gene Ontology annotation, cellular component: cytoplasm; nucleus.
GUACUUCUCCACUGCACGAGCCACGAGGACGCCUUUCUCUGUUCCCCAGAACACGAAGAAGUCUUUUCUGUUUCCAAUCCCCCCCCUCUCUACACGCAUCGUGAUUCCCGUUGAACUUGAUCGAACUCUAGCCUAAAAAACCUUUCCCACCAAAUUAAAUUAAUCUUCUGCCUCUGGUUUCAAGGAAAAAGAUGAAUCGAGGUCGAACCCGAAACGACGGAGGAAGGUAUUCCACUCCCAGAGGACGGGGACGAGGACGAUCGCCUUCACGUUCCGCUGCUUCUUAUUCUGCACAUCAUCGCGGCCCUGCUGGACCUGAUGGCCCUUCUUCUAAUGUCUCCUCUGGUAACAACUAUGGAGGAUCUCAUCUUGAAUGGCGACCGCGACCGCGAGUGCCAGCGGGUAGUAGUAUUUCAAAGCAGUUUGAUUGCAGAUCCACCUCAAAAUCCCCAUGCCGGGAAAAUCGUAGUUUUCCCUGUACCAAGGAUGAGGUAUCUUCUGAUUUAGGAAAGCUUAAGCUGGUGGAAAGUUCCCCGGAGGCAGUGACUCCUAAGAUGGAACAAGUAUCUUGUAUGUCUAUUUCUGUUGCUUCUUCUGCUUCUGCAUUUGAGAAGGGCGAUUUCCACGACAAAGAUCUUAGCAUAGGAUCUCAUCUUGAAUGGCGACCGCGACCGCGAGUGCCAGUGGGUAGUAGUAUUUCAAAGCAGUUUGAUUGCAGAUCCACCUCAAAAUCCCCAUGCCGGGAAAAUCGUAGUUUUCCCUGUACCAAGGAUGAGGUAUCUUCUGAUUUAGGAAAGCUUAAGCUGGUGGAAAGUUCCCCGGAGGCAGUGACUCCUAAGAUGGAACAAGUAUCUUGUAUGUCUAUUUCUGUUGCUUCUUCUGCUUCUGCAUUUGAGAAGGGCGAUUUCCACGACAAAGAUCUUAGCAUACGGAGAACUCAGAAGGGAAAAAUACCAGGUGCCGAGGUUGAAAGUGAUAGUUCACUACGUGUUGAUGGCUCACCUGCUCUUGAUACUGCGCAUUUGGGAAAUGAGCAAAGCCCUCAUAAGAAGGCAGUAGACAGUGGAAGCUCCGAUAUUCCUGGCUCCUUGGCUGUCAGAGUUCCCUAUGACAUCUGCCCAGUCAGAGCUGAAAAGUCUGUCACGCUGAAAGCUCCUUUACAUGUGCAGAAUAGAGCAAAAAGGAAUGAAGCUAAGCGCUCCAUGGAAGGAACACGUAUAAAUGUAUUGAGGCCUGGGAUGAUUCUUCUGAAGAGUUACAUUCCCAUCGAGGAUCAGAUUGCAAUAGUCAACAAAUGCCGAGAUUUGGGCCUUAGUUCCGGAGGUUUCUAUGAGCCUGGCUACCGGGAAGGAGGAAAGCUGCAGUUGAAGAUGAUGUGUCUUGGUAAGAAUUGGGAUCCUGAGAGAAGUGAGUAUGGAGAUCAAAGACCAAGAGAUGGUGCUAAACCCCCGUUGAUUCCCUCUGAAUUUUGUCAGUUGGUGAAAGGAGCAAUCCAAGCUUCUCAUUCCUUUUUAAGAGAACACCACAAAGUGCCUAUUGUAGAGCGCGUUCUUCCUACAGUGUCACCAACCAUCUGCAUUGUGAAUUUUUACUCAGAGAGUGGCAGGCUUGGUCUCCAUCAGGAUAAAGAUGAAAGCCCGGAGAGUCUGAAUAGAGGACUACCCGUAGUCUCCUUGUCCAUUGGAGAGUCUGCAGAAUUCUUAUAUAAUGAUCAUAGGGAUACGGAGAGCGCAAAGAAAAUCACACUGGAAUCAGGAGAUGUCCUUAUAUUUGGUGGGAAAUCUAGACAUAUAUUUCAUGGAGUGACGGCCAUUAUCCCCAGCACUGCUCCUAUGACCUUGCUGGAUGAAACACAUAUGCGUCCAGGCCGUCUGAAUCUAACUUUUCGGGAGUAUUAGCUAGUGGGAAAUUCUGCUAGAAUGCAGGAAGAGCAAUUGAAAGUCUGAGCCUGUAGUUUAGGUGGCUAUGUUUUUAGAUUUUGAGAAAGUGGAUGCUUACUUUGUAUAGAUGUCUAUAGUGUUAAUUUGACUACAUGUACAGAAGUGGAAUUCGAUCUGCCUGGAAUUUUUUUACUUCUGCCUGGAAUGUUAAUUUGAAUGUGUUGAUUAGGAGACUCUUUUCUUC